AUGGCCGAGAAGUACAACAUCGAUUCAAGUACCAAGCUAAAGGCCGACGGAGCCAACUACCGUGAGUGGUGCGUGAAGACACGCGCCAAGAUCAACCAGCAACGUCUCGGGAAGUACUUGAAGCCGUGUACUGCCAGCAAUGGCAUGUACCUCGAGGGCUUCACCGAGGAGACGAUCUCCGGCACCACGACGUACGGCACGUGGGAAGCCCUUCGCGACAUCUACGAGAGUGCGUCAGAAGUGAACUAG
Molecule: messenger RNA, 249 nt
Organism: Aphanomyces invadans
Lineage: Eukaryota; Oomycota; Saprolegniomycetes; Saprolegniales; Verrucalvaceae
Exons: 2
Coding region: 1-249 (82 amino acids)
Source: RefSeq, a predicted model, not a curated record